AUGGUGGACAAAUGGCCGCGGACUCAGUGGGAUACCAACUCCAUGUGCGACUAUCAUCAGCGGCAGUGCGCCAACUCCGUCGACUUUGUGGACAAGGCCAAGCCCGCGCAGUGGGCCGAGAUCGCAGGGAGUUCUUGGGUUAUGCGAGGUUCCUGGGAGCGCGUGCUUUGUCAAGUGUCGGGGAAGUUGGCAGCCUACGAGGGUUCCGGGUGUUCAGAGUUCAUAGUUUGUUUCACUUCUUUUUGCAUUGUUCUCGCCAUGGACGACGCCCAGUACCUGCCUAUUUUGCAAGCCGCCGAGCAGGCAUGGGGCGAAAACUGGCACCAAAAUCUGGAUUACACUUGGGUUUACCAGCAGUUGGGAAUGGACAGAGGGCGGAGGAUCAACGCGACUGCCCGGCGCUUGCACGACCGCCUCUGGUCCGAUUUGAACGCCAAGUUUCCGGCCCCUGCGGAAGAAGAACCGCCUGCAGGAAAGAAGCGGAAGAAGGGCCAGCAGGGCGAAAAGACCGAGGUGAAGGUGCAUGAAAAGUUCGCUGCGGUGCCUGCCCACAGACACCUGGGAGGCCGCUAUGGCUUGGCUUCGGCUGUGCAGGAUAAGAGCAUGCUGGAACCUGGUGUCGCUAUCGUCAACGCUGGAAUCUGGGGCAUGCUGGAGGAGGACGUCGCUCCGUACGUUGCUGCGGCAGGGGCUGGUCCCAAUGCUCUAAUGGCAGCUUCAGACCUGGUGAAGCCGCCGGUGGUCAUCAGCUGUACAGACUUGAUUUGCUGUCCCGAGGACAAAGAAUGCAAGGCCGGCUGCAGUGAGCACCACGCGUGCGCGCGCUGCUGGAUCCCUGUCUGCGCGUCGUGCCGGGAGCAGGCUGGCAAGGGAGCCAUCCCCAAGGAGGCACUCGCUAACGACAUGGUCGUGUAUUAUGCGCCGCGAGAGCUGUACGAAUUCAAGGUGACGAUGCUGGAGCUGGUGUGUGCCAGCCCAUGCUUGACCAGUUUAAUUUGCUUCAGUUUGGAAAAGAAGUACAGGAACCAGCGGACGCUGGAUGAGCGCGUGCACAUGCAGCGACAUCGGCAAGGGGCGCGCGGGAACGCUACGACGUUCUUGCUUGACUGGGAAAGCUUGCUGGCGCAGUUCCGGGGCUACGAAGUAAAUCUGGCGCCGCAGGCCAGGGCGCCCUUGCCUCGAACGGGCGAGGACCUGCAGAAAUUUGUGUCCGUGAUAUUGAAGACCAGUGAUACGGAGCUGACGCCGGAGGAGCUUAGCAAGUUGAUUCACCAGGCACGGGUCCGGCGUCGCGUUGUGAUCAUGCUGAUUGAAAAAGCGUGCGAGCGAGAGCAUCCAGCGUUCCGCGAACUGGACCUUGCCCAGGUGCGGCUACGGGCAGAGAGGGAGCUGCCCGAAGAUGGCGUCCCGCCCGAAGUGGUGGCCGUGCUUCCGUGUGACGAUAAUCUGCAGCAAAUCGAGAAACAAAAGGUUGCGGCGCCGGUGGCAGCGCCAGCAACUGUACAAGAAGCAGCGCUCGACUUGGACCUGAAGCGUCCCAAUGCGGUAGUCUUGGAGAAAACGGGCCUGGAAGACUAUGAGGCCCAGCGUUUCGAGGCGGUGCGCGCCCUGGCCGAAGUCGCCGAAGAGGAUUUGCGAGACUCAGGCAGCGAGCAAGAGGAUGGACCGGCUCCGGAAACGGACGUGGUGUCGCGGUCCACGCCCAUGAACCAGUUUGCGCCGUGGUACUUUGGCGUUGCUUUCGCCUACAUGUUUCAGUAUUGCACAGCCAUGCCCGAUCCGCCAAGCUGGGGAGAGUUCCGGGACAAGCGGUGGCGUCGCCCGCCCGAGGCCCCACACAUCGGACUAGCCGAUUGGGUCCGGACGAUGUCUCGGCGCGUGGAAAGCCAGCUGGGCCGCGAUUGGACGUUCGGUUACACGACAUGGAAUGUGUUAUUUCGUUCGGCUGUGAACCUGUCGCGCAGUGUGUACUCCUACGACACGCCGGUUCUGCAAGACUCCGGCGAGUGGGGUAAGCUCACCGCCGCGGCCCUCGAAAAUGCCGCCAUCGAAAUCCUGCGGGCCCUGAAAGGGACGUAUGCAACGCCAGACGGACGGCGGCUCCCUGUCAACGGCAGCCUCACACUUGCCAAAUACGCAACGGGCUUGUCCGCGACGGCGCGCCGCAUCUUGGCGAACAUGAAUCACACGGCCCGCGUCAUUCCCGGCACGCAGGAGGCCCGGCGACAGAUGCGCUUCGAAAUUCAGGGAAUGCGGGCGCGGUACGGCAGAGGCCAUCAGCUGCUGUACAUUCGUUUGUCCCGUCACCGCCGGAGCGACCCGAUUCGACUCGUGGAGGUCGGCGCGGCGGCAGCCGCAGGAGACCGGGCGUGGCCUGCGCUCGACGCCGACUUCACGUGUUCCUUGCCCGUUGAGUGCCUGGAACCGCGUGUGCCCAACUGGGAAGAACGACGGCGCAUCCUCGCACGGGAUCCGCUAGCGACGGUGGACGGGUUUCGCGUCACGAUGCUACUGCUGCUGCGACACCUGUUCGGUAUGAGCACAUGCCUGUACUGCCCAGAUUGCAGUUGCGGGCCUACACCGUGUCAGGACAAUCGCGGCAGCAACGCAAAAACCAACGGCGGCGUCUUCGGUAGAUGCGACGCGGCCUAUGUGGCUGUCGAGUUCCAGAAAUCGAGCGGAAGUGGGCACGGUCACAUACAGUUGUUCGUGCAGUGCUUGCAUCAGCACGAGAGUCUGCGCGAGAUUUUCGCUGCAACGUCCGAGCGCGCGGCGGCGCUGCGGGAGGCCUACCUGCAUUACACGUCGCACGUGCGCAGGUGCAUCUACGACAGAAACCCUGUCGAGGUUACGGCAGCGCUACACGCGGCGGAACAGCGGUGGCCGGAAUACAAGUCAGAGCGGCGGCUCAUCAGCCGGCCGCGUUACCAAGCCGGCGUCAUGGCCGCAGAAAACAGCGACGAGGAAGCGGAGCUUUGGACCGAGGCGUAUCUGCGCGAGGACGUGUUCUGGCUGCAGGUCCUGAAGCAGCACCACGUGCAUCUUCCGGACCCAGUAACAGGCGAGCGCACGCCGCAACCGGGUUGCCUCAAAGCCGACAAUCCCCGUGACUGCAAAAGCGGCUUUCCGCGGGACGCUGAGGUGACCGACGAAGCGGCUGUCAUGUGCCCGUGCCGUUUGCAGGCGCGCGACAUGCCAGCGUCCGGACGCAAGAAUAGCAUCUGCACGCUUCAAGGACCUCGCGACGAAGCCUACCUCAACGGCACGCACCCUGCCAUUUUGGCAUUUGGUCGCUGCAACUCUGAUGUGCAGCUCCCAUACCGUUUGCCGUGUGUUUGCGACGUGUGCGCGUCGCCGACGGACCCCCGCGAGCUCCAAGAGAUCGUGACAGCAGCGCAACGCGCCCAGGAUGCGCAGACUGGAUACUGCUGCGACUACUGUGCGAAAACGCAACCCAUGGCAUUUGCUGAAUUGAAGGAGCUCCAGAAGGGGCAUGCUCGCUUAGCAGAACAAACAAAGGGCCGUGGCGUGGAGUACCAGGGCAAGCGGCACAUGACGCGCUUUUUAUCGGAUGCGUAUUGCAAGGGGAUCGUUCGAGGGCAGGCCGAGUGCUGCAAUCUGCGUUGCAACUACAAGGACGGCGACGCGGCGUGCGCGGAAAGAAUCACAACAACGCAGUACGUGACAUUUCCCGGACGAGAUUUCCUUCGCUACGCAGACUUGGCGAUCACCGGCGAGACGGAACACCGCCGGCGGGUGACGGCAAUGUCGCUGGGCCGCAGCAAGCACGUGCCGCGACAGCGGCAGCUGGCAGAACGCGAACCAGCAGAGUUCUAUGCGCGCCGUCCCCGCAACAGCGCCUGCUGGCAUCUCUCCCCCUACGAAUUUCUGCUGUACUGGCAGGUUGUUCCUACGCAAUCGCCGGCCACGUUACAGGAAUGGAAGACACAACCCCGCAGCACAUGGGACGUGGUGCUGACGAAGAGCGGCGAGGAAAAGCUUCGGGCGGGAGGAGGCAAGCGCGUGCGCCUCGUUCCCGGCAAGGAUACGCGCCUGCGCGUCGAACCCAGCGGCGACACCCUGGCCUUCGAGGACAUCCCCACGAACGCGCGCGUGCGCGCCGCGUGGCUGCUGCGCAGACGUCGCCGCCCGCGCUGCCCGACCUUUGGCCACUGCCCGGUGCCGCGGUACCAGCAAGAAUGCCAGGAGGAGAACUCCAAACUAUGCAUGGUGUAUUUUCGGGCGUGGACGGGCAUGCCCCAGCAUGCAGACCGCGACGUGCCUCAUAUAGCCGACUUGCAGGGCAGCUACCUCGCGUGGGAGACGGCAUUUCGGGCCUGGCUACAAGAGCUUCCGUGUCAGGAAACGAAACAGCACAUUGGGAAUUUCCUGUCCGUCUACCGCGUGCGCUCUCUCGCUGCGGACGCCGAAAACAGUGACAACGACGGCGCAGACACGAGUGCCGUGCGCGUGACUGCGGACAAUCUGGCUACGAGCCUGACCACGCGCAAAACAGAAAAAAACGGGGUAGAGGCGCCGGACGCAGAAUACGCGGACUUGGAGCAGACGUGGCGAGCGGAACAAACAAACGAAGGGAAGCCGGGCCGAGCGCUAGCCGCAGAGAACACGCUGGAUGUGCGUGAACUGGUGAAAGAAGCACGGAAAGCGCCGCAGGGCGGCGCAGAGGCAGAGGAUGCCGUUGCAGAGGAAGCGCUGGAGCGCGAACCGACUGUACGCACGCGUGGCAUCCGUGCCACCGUGCGUGCUGUCCACGAGUGGGUGACGGAGUUGCGCACUCGCGUCGAUGAGAAGGGCAGACCUAUCUGCAACAGAGCGCAGCACGCUUUCAUUGAGCGGGUGGCGCGUCGAGUUGUGGAAGAGAUGCAAACAGGCGAGGCACAGGGUGGCGCGCGUUCGGGCCUGCCGGACGCCAUGCGCUGGGUGAGCUAUUCGAAGACAUCCUGGGCUGGAGCCAAGGCCCAGUUUGCGGCGCUGCAGGCGGUAACAGCCGAGAUGGUCGAUGGGGACACGCUGCACCGUGCCUUCGGGUUGAGCUGGGGCCAGAACGCCGCAGACACGACGCCGCUAACGAAAGGACUGCAGCAAGCGCAGCGCAUGCUCCAGCUGCGCUGGCUUAUAAUAGACGAAAUAAGCAUGGUGAGUGUGGAACUCCUGGCAAAGCUAGAGCAGGCGUGUCGGCGGGUGAUCCGGAAUGGCAGCCCGUUCAAGCGCGAUGCAGCCAACGUCGACAAGCCCUUCGGAGGCUUGAACGUUCUUGUCGUCGGGGAUUUGUGGCAGCUGGAGCCUCCCAAAGGGCAUUUCAUCGCCGAUUUGCCGCACGAGUGGCUGGGCAGUGCAGGCGCCCGGCAGCGGCCCCUCCUGGCGCAGGGGCAGGAGUUGAUGUGGGGGCCGCCGGAGCUGGCUUUCCAGGGUUGCACGGAGCUGGAGGAAUGCGAGCGCACCAAAGAUGAAUGGCUCAAAGAGUUGCAGGACGAAUUCCGCUUCGGUCAGCUCAGUGCCGACAACCAUGCUUUCUUGCACGGAAGACCAACGCGCGUGCCAGGCAGCUGGCUGCGCGGGCGAGCCGGGUGCGGACAAGCAAAGUGUCAAUGCCUCGGCGCGCAGCAAGUAACGCCGGAGACCAUCCUAGCAGAGGAAUGCGCAAGGUGCUGCGCCGAGCGUGCUUCGCGCCGAUUAGUAGCCGAAUCGUCGCACGAUCCCAGAUUCUUGGGUCGCUUCGUCCUCGCGCCCUCCAUCUUCGCCACGAACGUACGGAAAUGCCACACGAACAAAAUCCGCGCCGAGGCUUUCGCGCGUCGCACGAAACGGCAUUUGCACUACGUCGUGGCCCAGGAUUGCGCUUGUGCGGCCGUCGUGCGCGAGAAACCGGACCUGGCCGAGCAGAAACUGCUCUGGCUGCAACGCCACGACCGGGAGUGCGGCGAGCUGUGUGGCAUGCUGCCGCUGUGCGACGGCAUGCCGGUGCUUUUGACGGACCACCUCAACCGCGCGCGCGGGCUCCUGAAAGGACGGCGGGGCUUCGUCACGGGUUGGCGCCACGCUACUGAUGGCGCUGAACCGGCGGGGCCCGGCUGCACGGUCUGGAACCAGCUGCCCGAAGUAGUUUACGUGCGCUUCCCUGGCGCGAAGUGGCGCAUUACUGGGCUGGCCACGGGCGUGUAUCCCGUUGUGCCAAAGCGUGCGACGUGGCAUCUGGAUGCCGGCCGAAAAUCGCCGGUGCUGGCAGUCCGUCGACGGCAACUUCCCCUAAUACCAGCUUUCGCUAUGACGGCGCAUCAGGCGCAAGGACAGACGCUGGAGGAGGGCAUCGUCGCAGAUCUGUGUUAUGGCGCGUACAGCAACGUCUUGGCCGCCUACGUUGCCUUGACGCGGGUCACGAGCCGGGAAGGCGUUCUCAUUCUGCGGCCCUUCGAUGCGGCUCCAUUCCAGCAAGGCGACACCAGCUUCCGAGCGUUGCUGAUGCAGCACUUGCGCACGCAUGACGUCAACUGGGAUGCCAUCGUGCAGAGGUACGUGCGUGUCAAGACCUGCAGCGAGUGCCGAACAGAGCGGCUGAAGUCAGCGUUUACGCAGGGACAAUGGAAGCAGCCGGACGGAGCAGCAAUCUGCAAAGAGUGCACAAAGUCCUACCGCGAACGCGGCACGCCGUAUCGCUGUAAGCGCUGCAAGCGAUGGCAAGCCCCAGAGGCGUUUCCGGGCAAAAUCAGCAAUUAUUUGAUCUGGCAAAGCACUUGCCUCAUGUGCCUGGAGAAGCGGCAAUGUGGAGCUUGUGCGCACUGGUUUCCGCAGGCGGCCUUCACGCCCAAUGGCUGGCGCCAGAAGCGGGACCGGACAUGUAACGUCUGCCGCCAGAAGUUGCAGUGCCGGGACAUUGGCCUCCGUGCGCGUCGCAGGCUGCACAACCGACAAGAGACAGUGCGUGCUGCAGACCGCAGCAGGAAACGGCAGCAAAUCCUACAGGAGGUGCGGGCCGAAAUCGAGAAACGGCAAAAGCAAGGCAGCAGCACCGGCGCACGGUGCCGAGCCCAGGUGCCGGCAGCAACAAAAGACGGGUGUCGGGCGUGCGCGGCGUGCGGCGUGGGCACGAACAGCGAAACGGGGGCACCGAGAGAGCUGGCACCGGGCGGCGGCCUGCACAACCGCAGAGCAAGUCCCGCCUGCGAUCCCGCGCACGCUCGCUGCUUCGCCUGCACGAAAGCCGUUGCGACGGAGGUCCAAGACGGCCGUGUAUGCGUCUCGUACGAGUGCCCACAGUGCAAGGUUCGUGUCAAUUCCAUGACCAUAUCAGGCUUGGCUGCGAGCUACAGUGAGAUCCCUGAGGCUGAAGAUGAGGCAGAGAAGGACGAGGCUGGCCAGGGUCGUCGUGACUUAAUGUGUGAACCGCCAGAUGAUGAGCUGGCGUUGGGGCCAUCCGAUUACCUCUGA
Symbiodinium natans is the source of this 7446-nucleotide messenger RNA. NCBI's taxonomy places the organism in Eukaryota, Dinophyceae, Suessiales, Symbiodiniaceae. The record is from the annotation of a GenBank genome assembly.